AUGCCUUCCUUUUCGAAUCUCGCCGUCCUCGCGGUGGCCGUCCGAUCUACCUAUGCCGGAGUCGCAUUGGGCGUGGACCUUGGACCCAAGCUCGGCCUGGACUACAAUGUCAGCAGUUCUGCGAAAGCAACGACGACGAGCGCCCCAGCCCUGCUUUCCUAUGGAGCCGAUACCCAGACUUCGACUGCGGUUCCUGAGCUUUUGCCAUACGGAGCCUCGUCCAGCGAGGAGGCUCUUCCAACGCACUCGGUCGAGGUUCCUACGCAUUCAUUCGAGCACCCGAGCCUGCCAUCGCACUCUGUCGAGUCCCACAGCAUCAAGAAGAUCAAGAUUGCCAAGCCAACAGCGAACAAGAACGAGACCGCCCCAUCGUACUCAGUAGAAGUGCCCGCGCUUUCGAUACCUCUGGGCACCGGCGUCCCAACCCAUAGUGCUGCUUCCCAAGGCUUCGAGCUGCCCGCACCAAGCCAGAACGGAUCCAAGGAAGAACUUCACCUGCCAACCCUCAGCCUGGCGCUUCACAACGAAUCACUCCCAACUCAGAGCGUGCCUCUGGUGACCGCUCCUUCAGCCGGCUUUCCAACCAAGAUCCCUGAACUCAACAUCACGACUCCAGCAUUGAGCCUGCCUACGGAAGUUCCCUUGAACAUCUCUACCCCUACCUUGAGCGAGAUUCCUGCGUUGAACAUCUCGACCCCUACCUUGAGCGAGAUCCCUGUGUUGAAUAUUUCGACCCCGGCCUUCAGCGUCCCAAGCCAGGUACCAACUGUCUCUGUUGGCACACUCGAGAUCCACAACGUAUCCGUCCCCACUGCCGGUAUCCCGUCUGUUGGAACUGUCGCAGUACCCACCAUUGGCACGAUUCACGUCCCGUCCGUCAACACUAACCUGAGCUCUGUCACUGUUCCAAACUUGGAUACCACCAUUACGCUCCCCACGAUAACCGUGGCCACCGACCUCAACCAGACUUUGCCAACUGGUAUCCUCGGCAACAACGCUGCGACCACCACCUCCGAGGCUUCUGCUUCGACAACCACUGCUAGCACUGCUGAGGUGGCCAAGAACAAUGGUACGAGUGUUCUGUCGCAGCAGACCGGCACCGCAACCGGCAGCACCGCUUCAGUCGACACCGGAAUUCCACCAAACUCUGGGUCCGUUGCUGUCAACACUGGCGCUUCGAGCACCCCUGCUUCUGCCAGCAGUGUUACGUCUGCCGCUGGUACGGCAGGCACUUUCGUUGCUCAGGUCAACUCGACUGCUGUUGCGACCAGCACCGAGGUUGUCAGCGCAUCGACUGCGGCUGCUGAUUCGACUAGCUCAUCUGCUUCUGCAUCGAGCACUCCCCUCUGCCCCAACAUGAACGGCGAGACUUACACCAGCAAGACGGGCGAGAAGUUCAACGUGAAGUGCAAUCAGGGCUACUCCGGAACCGUCAUUUCUCACCCAGGAAAGGAGCGCAUCAGCGACAACAACACUCCUCAGGGGUGCAUCAAGAAGUGCGAGGCCAACUGCCUUUGCAUUGCCAUCAACUUCAGCGAGAACGGCGGAUGCGACCUGCUCAGCGAGAUCCACGACACCUUCGACCGGGCUGGCGCGACCAGCUGCGAGCGCAUGACGACCCCUGAGAACUGCAACAGCCAGAGCACCAGCGCAUCUUCCACUUCUACGUUUGCUCCUUUCAAUGUCUCAAACAACACGACCGCCACCGCUCCCGCAUUUGGAACCGCUAGUGCCGAUACCAGCAGCGUCGUUGCAACCGAGAGUGUUUCCGUUACGACAACCGAAUCGAUUGAGGCUUCUUCUUCUGCUUCUGCUUCGUCCGAGUCGUUUGCCGCGUCUACCACCCCAGCAUCAUCUUCUUCAGCCGGCAACAAGGCCUGCAAGGCCACCAUCAGCGGCAAGGUCGUGCUCACGACUUGCGAAGCCCAGGCCUCCACUUCUGCAUCUGGCAGUGCUAGUGUUGAGACGACCGGCUCUGUCCCAGCGUCAACUACCUCUGCUUCUGGCAGCGUUGCUAUUGAAUCUUCAAGCAGCGCUCCAGCAACGACGUCUUCUGCCGGCGGCAACAAGGCCUGCAAAUCGACUGUCAGCGGCAAGGUUGUUCUCACGACUUGUGAAGCUCAGGCGACUACUUCUGCAUCCGAGAAGACCGAAUCGACCACCACCGUUUACGAUGUGACCACUGAAUACUACACCACCUGCCCAGGACAGGUCAACACCAUCACAUACGGAAAGCAGACUUUCACUCACACCCACUCGACCGUGUCGACCAUUACAAGCACCUACAAGACUACGGAGACCGUCCCAGCCACGAAGCCUUACUCUGCCCCUGAGACCGAAUCCUCGUCGAUCUGGACGUCUGCUAGCAGCUGGUCUUCCGCUUCUUCGCCUGCCACUACUCCUUACAGUGCCCCUGAGACUGAAUCCACCCCAGCUACCACUCCGUACACCGCCCCAGAGAGCGAGUCCACUUCAGCAACCACUCCGUAUACCGCCCCAGAAAGCGAGUCCACUCCAGCAACCACUCCUUACACCGCUCCUGAGACCGAAUCAGCAUCUACUCCUGUCUACCCAGCAAGCAGUGGAUCUGCCAGCUCUGGAUACGAGUCCAAGAGCUACGAGACUCCAGCACAGAGCUACCCAGCUGAGACAAAGCCCGUUGAGUCUGCAUCUUCGGCGUAUGAGACUCCCGCCCAGAGCUACCCAGCUAAGGAGACCUCUGCAGUCGAGUCGAAGCCUCCUAUGUACCCAGAAGCCACCAAGCCCGCUCAGAGCCCUGAGCAGACCCAGCCCGCUGUGUACCCAGCCAAGUCCUCGCCCGUCGAGAACAGCCCAGUCUCCAGCUCCGCCGUUGAGGUUCCCGAGUCGUCUGCACCAACCUACCCAUCGCCAAUCUUCUACAACAGCCCCACCCAGAGCAUGCCACCUCAGGAGUACCCUUCGGAGAGCAAGCCCGCUGAAUACCCAGCCAAGUCUGCUCCCUCCGAGAGUGCACCAGCUCAAUCUGCACCUGGCUACGGCUCUUCCGCUGCACCUUCCGCCCCGGCUUACAUUCAACCUGCUGCAGGCCCCAGCUCAUACGAGCAGGCUCCAUCUGCACCAGCCUCGUACUCACCUGAGCAAUCUGCUCCCGCGCAAGGCCCGUCCGGCAACGCCCCCGCUCCAGCUUCGUCUGCUGUCUCUUCCGCCCCAGCUACCUCCCCAAGCGGCUACGAGAACAGCCCCGUCGGCGGAUCUCCCUCGGCCUCGUACGGCGGCGCUAAGCCCUCCAACAGCAGCAGCAGCGUCAAGGUCGUCACCGUCGUCCCGAUCCCCGCCACUCAGACCGUGGUGCCUAUCCCAGCUUCCUCCGCAGGCUACGGCUCUGGCAAGGGGCCAAUGGGCACCGCACCCAUUGGCUCCGCCCCUGUCGGCACCGCGACCGUCGUCCCUGUGCCUGCCAACAACGGCACGUGGACCAGGCCCGGCUCUUCCGAGUCGCCUUCCUCGUCGCCGAAGGGCUACACCGGUGCUGCGAGCGUCAACACCUUCAGCUUCGGCGUGAUGGCCAUCGCUGGUCUGGCUGCCGUGCUUGUUCUGUAA
Molecule: messenger RNA, 3582 nt
Organism: Zasmidium cellare ATCC 36951
Lineage: Eukaryota; Fungi; Ascomycota; Dothideomycetes; Mycosphaerellales; Mycosphaerellaceae
Exons: 2
Coding region: 1-3582 (1193 amino acids)
Source: RefSeq, a predicted model, not a curated record